AAGAUCGGAGGGAGAAAAAGCAAGGCUGGAGGAUUACAAACAACUGAAUGGAGGACUAAACCAAGGCCUGGAGGAGUGAAGCACGGUGGAAGAAGGGGCCAAAGGAGGACUUAAAAAGAAGGGGGAAAAGGGUUAAAUGAGUUAAAACAGGACUGUGGAAGAAGCAAAUCAAAGCUUGGAGAAAUAAACAUGAGAGAGAAGAGGAGGUAAAGAGUAAAAGGAGGACCGUACAAAAACAAGGCUAAAGGAGUAAAAAAACAAGGCUAAAGGAGGGUUUAAGGAGUAAGAGGAGAAAAGAAGGAGUGAACAUAGGAGGGGAGGAGGUGAAGAAGGUUUUAAGAGAUGGAUAAAAGUGUGAUUCGGUUCAGUCACUGUCAGAAGGAGAUCUUCUGUUUCUCGGUCCCGGAGGAGUGUCCGAGCUGUGGGGAGGAACUGAAGGGGAGCAGACUGCAGGAGGCGCCGGUCAGCCUUCCUUCCCCCUUCACCAACGGACACAAGAGCUCCUGCUGCCUGCUGGUCGCACCUGCACACGACAACAUCAACAGAGAGUUUGACGGGACAUCAGAACUUCACACCGGUAUCUCUAACACUACAGGGGUUGUGUAUAACUACACUCUUGGUGGAGUUCGUAAAGAGCAAUGCGGAUGGGAGCGGUGCAUUAGUGUUCCUCUGGUCCGCCCCGACAUGUUUCACCUGCUAGCUCAGUGGGAUCAGUACCUGGACCGCUUCUCUGAUGGACCCAUGUGGGACCCUGCCUGGCACAGGUUCCAUGAGGAGGACCAUAACUGCUUCAGUUUCUGUCUACAGUUUGUUAACAGCGUACUGGCAGCUGAGGGGCGGAGCUCCCUGACCAGAGAGACUUUCACUCAGAGCUUCAUCCUGCCAAGGAUGAGGAGGGUCUCCAAAUACAACACACUGUACAAUCACAUCCAGAGACACCAAUACUACUUGGUGGACAGACAAGAGGAUGGACAGCGAGACUCACCAGUCACCACUUAAACCUUGUUCAGUGAGACAGCCCUUGGUCUGUUUGGAUCAGUAAGGAGAUUUAAAUGAGUCUGAUCUCAGGUACCACAGAAUCUGGUAACUUUGUUGUUUUAUUGUCCUCUGUAUGGCCCACCUUUGCUGACCACUGUUCCUAUGAUAACAGUCUGUGUUAGUUAAUUAACCUUUCAAAACUCACGCUCCUUUUUUACUAGGGGCUCCACUCAAAGCUUGGCGCUCACACUACUGGUGUGUAAAAGGUUCAAUAUGGAAAUGGGAAAGAUCCAGAUUUAAAAACAUUUUUUUCUCUGUCCUGGAUCAGGAAAUCAAGUUACUGUGAAACUGAGACCCAGCAGAGACAGAUAGUGAAAUUAAGACCCAGCAGACGCAGUUACAGUGAAACUGAUACCCAGUAGAGACAGGUACAGUGAAACUGUGACCCAGCUGAGACAGAGUGAAACUGAGAUUCAGUUGAGACAAAUGCUAGUCUCAGUUUAACUGAGACCCAGAUAGAGAUAUAGUAAAACUGACACUCAGUUAAGACAGAUAAAGGGGAACUGAGACCCAGCAGAGACAGAUACAGUGAAAUUGAGAUCCAGCGGAGACAGAUGCAGUGAAACUGAGACCCAACUGAUACAGAGUGAAACUGAGAUUCACUUGAGACAGAUGGAAGUACAGUUAAACUGAGACUAGGCAAAGACAGAUUGAGACUAAGCAGAGAUAUAUACAGUGAAACUGAGACUCAGUUAAUACAGAUGGAGAUACUAAAAAAAACUCAGCUAAGACAGAUACAGGGAAACUCAGACCCAGCAGAGAUGGAUACAGUGAAACUGAGACCCAGCAGAGAGUCUCAGGAGGAUAAAACUCAACAAACAACACAAAAAGGAUUAUUUAACUCAAAAGACUUUUAAAUAUUCUCAAAUAUAGAUAAAUGCCCUGUAUGAACCUCCAAGUUACAUACUCUGUCCACAGGGGAUAUCAAUAUCUACACACACUGAAAGAUUCUCACUGUUUUUUCAAUAAAUUUUGCUGGUUUCA
Messenger RNA from Notolabrus celidotus (New Zealand spotty), 2022 nucleotides. RefSeq names its product MKRN2 opposite strand protein-like. The transcript has 4 exons. The record is from RefSeq and is a predicted model, not a curated record. Bases 343 to 999 code for a protein of 218 amino acids. NCBI's taxonomy places the organism in Eukaryota, Metazoa, Chordata, Actinopteri, Labriformes, Labridae.